CGAUUGUCGCAGCGGAUGCGCUAUCGCAAGGGUCGCUGCAUCAUCGCCUCGACAUCAUGGACGCGCUCCUCGGAAUCUUGGAAGUGCGCGUACCUCCCAGAACCUCCGUCUACGCCGCAUCAACAUCGCAACAUCAACCUCCGAUGGCGAUCGCGGCUUUACCUCCACCUUUGCACACUUUGGAAAAGUCCUAAUCCACCAUGGUGCGGUUGCUGGUUCCUGAAGGCGAGAGUCAGCAUGCCAUCACCGGGAGACCACCUGGCGCAAUCGCUACACAACGCGACCUUAUCGCAUCGCCUUGGAGAUCCUCGAUCGCCGCUGCAGCCGUCACUGGCGGCUUCGCCCUUGUCGGCCGCUCACGACCUGGCGUGUUCCUCAAGUCCGCCGCGUUGUUCAGUGCCAUAGACCUCACAUGUACCGCAUCGGGAAUAUAUGGGCGACAUGAACUGCACCGAGGAAUCUUCAAGAUGGAAGGGAUACAGGCCAAGCCCGGCAAGCUAUGGGAACGGACAAAGCACUGGACGUGGGAAGAUGCGACACUCGGGGGAGGAGUGGUGGGGGCGUUUUUGGCAUUGAACCCGCGUGCUCUACCCGGCGUCUACGGCUUCGCGCGAUUCUUCGGGGCGGCUACAGUUGGAUGUGCGCUCGGCUACAAAGCUGGACAAAUCUACAUCGUUCGCCUGCCCCCGCAACUCCUCCAGCUCUUCGACCACACGGUAACGGCAAACCGACGAAGAGAGUACGAAAAGUUACAGGAUAACGAAAAAGCGAAAGCGUCCCUUUCUCGAAUCGGCAAACUCGCACUCUGGUAUCACACGUCUCAGACGAUGACUAUUCUUCGGAGUCCUCUACAACUUGGCGGUAUAGGAGGAAUGGGAGGAUUUGGCGGUACUCCUGGUGGUCAGCAGUCACCGCAUGGUAGCCAGUUGCAUGCACUAAAAGCCGAGAUGGACAAAGAGACUGUCUUUCAGACCGAGUUCAAGGAGGGAGAAGUUGCAGGACCCGAUGUAGAGAAUGGCUACCGCGCGUACAAGGACGACCUCAAGUCAAGAGAUGCGAGCAAAGUACAAGACUGGCUGGAGCAAGUUCGGGAGCUCAAGAACAAGAUUGGUUCGGAAUGGCAAUACGUCUGGCGAUACCUUGGGCAGAGAGAAGACGAGUUUUACCACCACGUAGAGGAUGAUAGGGAGAAGGAUCUCCUCCGACGGGAACUCCAGCUGCUGAAUAACAUGGCCGCUGAUAUAGUUACCCGAUGUGCAAUCCUCGAGUACCACGAACGCGAUGCCCUGAAGCAACUCCGGCAAAUCGAGCAAACAGAAUUAAGCGUAGGGUCCGAUGCAGUAUCUCAAGCCACCACGGCGCCGUACGAAUUCCCACACGACUCAGCAGAGGUUGCUCAGAUCAACCACCGUGGCCCACGCAUCGUCACCGAGCGAAUCCGCACAACCUGGUCAAGACAGAAAGAGUUAUUGCGACACUUAGAUCACGCCGCCUCCCGUGCUAGUGAGGUAUCCGAAGCCAAUAGAGGCUACCAUGUUGCUGAGCACCUCAAGCAUCUCAAGCAGGAUGCUGAUCAGAUGCGGAUGAACGUUGAAGCCACUGAGCGUUUGCUGCGACGGUUUGAGGAUCGGGUUCGCGAGGCUGAUGAGGAGGCGAAAGAGAGCCCUCGCCAAAGCGGAGGCGAUUCGAAUAGUGAGCAGAGACCCACUUGACAUGGAUCUUUGUCGCGCUUGGUUAUACGCUCGCUUUGCUACAAGCCUGCUGGUUGAGGUCAGGCGUUUUAGGUUGCUCGGUCAAAUAACUUGCAACGACUGAUAUCAUGAGACUAUUGGCCUGUUGGUGUGUACAUCAUGCAUGGAAAGGGCGAGCAACGAAACGUCACCACAUCACAAAGUGACCUUGAU
Molecule: messenger RNA, 1904 nt
Organism: Alternaria rosae
Lineage: Eukaryota; Fungi; Ascomycota; Dothideomycetes; Pleosporales; Pleosporaceae
Exons: 2
Coding region: 201-1712 (503 amino acids)
Source: RefSeq, a predicted model, not a curated record